Messenger RNA from Trichoderma harzianum CBS 226.95, 316 nucleotides. RefSeq lists its product as hypothetical. The transcript is spliced from 2 exons. Bases 35 to 247 code for a protein of 70 amino acids. NCBI's taxonomy places the organism in Eukaryota, Fungi, Ascomycota, Sordariomycetes, Hypocreales, Hypocreaceae. The record is from RefSeq and is a predicted model, not a curated record.
CAAAUCUCGAGACAUCUCUUUUCAGCUUCCAUCUAUGGGUCUUCCCACCAGACAUCUGCUCUCUUGUACAGCAGUCCUUUCCUUCCAGACUGCUAGUAGCAGGAGCAAUGUCCGUGUUUGCUUGCUUCACCGUGACCGCCAAUCAUGUUACCAAAACUGCCUAGCUCUCUCUACGAGGCGCGUACGAAUGACUGCUUUUUUCCUUUUUCCUUCUCUCACGACACGGCUUGGAUUUCGGUUAACUUAAGCGUGGUGCCUUAUUUUCCCGGUUUCAAUCUACAUGGUAUAGUGUAUAGUGUAUAGCGUACAAGCAUCA